Asparagus officinalis (garden asparagus) is the source of this 1404-nucleotide messenger RNA. Its product is annotated as transcription factor GTE1-like. The coding region runs from base 98 to 1078 and encodes 326 amino acids. The record is from RefSeq and is a predicted model, not a curated record. Gene Ontology annotation, molecular function: protein binding. NCBI's taxonomy places the organism in Eukaryota, Viridiplantae, Streptophyta, Magnoliopsida, Asparagales, Asparagaceae. The transcript is spliced from 8 exons.
GGAGCCGGCAAACACCGAUCUUUUCGGUAGCGGUGCGCGCGAAGCGAGCGAAACCGAUGCAGCGGUUGCUCGAAGAUUCAGUAAUCAAGUCGAUGCAAUGAUAUCGAAGGCUAACGAGUUGGAGCAAAGAGUGAAAGAGCUGACUGAUUUCUACACGCAUAAGAAGCAACCCAAGAACCUCAAAUGGAUUUCUUCCUGUUUAAAGGAUAAGACUGACGGGGCUCAAAAAGAAUCUGGUUGCUCGGAGAGGAUGCAAGAGGUUAUGUGCCAGUUUGGCACGAUUUUGAAGCAGCUCUCAGCACACAAAUGGGCUGAGCCGUUUCUGGAACCUGUAGAUGUUAAAGGUCUUCGCCUCCGUGAUUACUAUAAGAUUAUUAAGAGGCCCAUGGAUUUCUCUACAAUUCAGAAACAGAUGGAGGCCAAUGUAUAUAAGAAUGCCAGAGAAAUAUAUGCUGAUGUCAGAUUAGUUUUCUCAAAUGCUAUGACUUAUAACGAGGACAACAAACAUGAUAUUCAUGUAAUGGCGAAAACACUGCAGCAAAAAUUUGAAGAGAAAUGGAUUCACCUGAUACCUAAAGUUGUUGCAGCUGAAAAAAGACAAAUAGAUGAGGAGGCACAGGCCCUGGCAGCUCAAGAGGCUGCUAUCGCAAAAUUGGCUAGAGAUACUAACAAUGAGCUUAACCAUCUGAAUUUGCUUAUAGAGGAACUUAGAGAGUCAGUGAUGCAGAGAUGCAGGAAAAUGUCUACAGAGGAGAAAAGAAAACUUAGUUCGGGGAUUGCCUCUUUAUGUCCCGAAUAUCUUUUCAAGGCAUUGGAGCUUAUUGCUCAAAGCAAUCCAAACUUCCAAGAUUCAGCUGAAGAGGUGGACAUUGAUAUUGACGCUCAGAGUGAAAUCACACUACGGAGGCUGAAGUUCUUUGUGAAGGGGGCAUUGGAGAAUCAAGCCAAAAAUUCUGCAACCAAAGCCAAAAAUCAGUCUGCGGAUGCUGAUGACAUCUCAAAUCGCAAGAGGGUGAUAUGUGAUGCUCUGGCCAAAACUGCAAGAAAAAGGAGCAAAAAGCUUACAACAGUAUCUUGAUCCUGUUUAUAUUUCCACAAACAAACGGUUUCAAUCACCAAUAGACAGACUUGUACAUAUUAUAUGAAGAACUUUACAAUACCUUUUUGAGAUUUAUCACAAGCUCCCUAGUGGGCACUUUCGCAGUACAAAGGCACUUUUGCUGUUUCGUUUGUAGAAGAUUAUUAGUGUAGUCCGAUGUGCAGUGUAUACUUAUCGUUUACAUCUCUUUUGAAAUUGUAACUACAAAAGGGUUGGAUCGGUAAUCCUCAAUGUUCAUUUUGUUCUGAGGCAUCAUAGCCAUCUUUUUUCGAACCUUCAAUUGAAUCUAUGGGUGAUUCGGUUUA